GGCUAGAGUUUCACAAAGAAAUCUCAGGAUGUAAGGGUGUGGGUGGUUGUGGGUGGAUCUCAAAACAGGAGGCAAUUUCGUGUAUGCCAGAACCGCCAAAAGCAAUAACGAUGCGGCGGAAGAAAAAGCGGAAAAAGGGACACGCGAUUACGCGCGCACACUUUCACACACCCAACCGAGUAGCAACAUCAUUUCUUUGGCCAGUAUGUUGAACGCCAGAAAUAUCCGCGUAGCUCUCGGCGCUUUAUUUAUUUUCAGCGUUGUGGGUUAUUUUCUUUCCAAUGCCAGCGCAUUUCCCGACUCUUCGAUGAGGGUGCAAGUUCCUCAGAGCAGCGAGAACGCGAUCAAACCCGUUCCCCAGGGAUCGGCUGCCCAAGGUGAGGAUUCGCCAUAUGAACCUUCGCAAGGCAAAGCCGAAGGGUCUUUGUCCGACGAUGAAUCCGACGAAGACACCGCAGAUGCUGCCGUCAAGCCGGUGAAGCCAGAAAAACUUCCACAGCCCACGGGUCUCAAACAGGCAGACAGCAAACCAAAGGGUCAAGCCGAAUCCAGUAGUGAAAAACAGUUGAGCAGCGACUCCAAGUGUGAUAAGACCGACUAUGUUGUCAUGAUCGACGCAGGCUCCACCGGCUCCCGUAUCCACGUCUACUCUUUCGAUACCUGUAUCUCCCCACCUAAGUUGUUAAACGAGGAGUUCAAGAUGUUGAAUCCUGGAUUGUCUUCGUUUGAUACUGACACGCAGGGCGCCGCUGCCUCGCUAGACCCCUUGUUGGAGCUUGCUCUCAGCACCGUCCCCAAAGACAAACAAAGCUGUACUCCCGUGGCCGUAAAGGCGACAGCUGGGUUGAGAUUGUUGGGCCAAGAGAAGUCUGAUGCCAUUCUCAAAGAGGUGCGUGCUCAUUUGGAAAACGACUUCCCAUUUGCCGUCGUGGACGGUGAUGGAAUCUCCAUCAUGGACGGGAAGGACGAGGGUGUCUACGCCUGGAUCACUGCUAACUACCUUUUGGGCAACAUUGGGUCGAAAGAAAAGCUUCCGACCGCUGCUGUUUUUGACUUGGGUGGAGGAUCUACGCAAAUCGUUUUCGAGCCUGAGAUGGGCGACAACGAAAAGAUGGUCGAAGGUGAGCACAAGUACGAGUUUUCCUUUGGCGACCGCGUCUUCACUUUGUACCAAUUCAGUCACUUGGGCUACGGGUUGAUGCAAGGCAGAAACAAGGUGAACUCCUUGAUUUUGAGCAGCGCCAUUAAGAACGGCGCGUCGUUGACCUCAUACCAGUCAAAGUCUGCUGCCAAAGAGGCCAGUGGCACGGUGACCAUGAACAACCCCUGCAUGCCGCCUGGUGUGACGGCCCAAGACGUGAUGGUUGAAGUUUCUGACGACGAAGUCUAUGUUGUCAACUUCAAGGGGCCAAGCGAGGCAUCAGGAGCCCAGUGCAGACAUCUUGCCGAGCAAGUGCUCAACAUGGAAGCCGAGUGCACCAGCAAGUCAUGCUCGUUCAACGGUGUCUACCAACCAUCGUUGGUGAAGGCUUUCCACAAAAACUCAGACAUGUGGGUGUUCUCUUACUUCUACGACAGAACCAACCCACUUGGGUUCCCCAGCUCGUUCACAGUCGAGGAGUUGAGAGACUUGACCAAGACCGUAUGCGCGGGUGAGAGCUUGUGGACCGAUGUUUUGUUGGGCGACUCUGUGAAAGCGUUGCAGGAAGAGCCCCACUGGUGCCUCGACUUGUCCUUCAUCACGGCCAUGCUCCACACAGGCUACAACAUCCCCUUGGGCAGGGAAUUGAGAACUGCCAAGAAAAUCGCCGACAACGAGUUGGGCUGGUGCCUUGGUGCGUCGUUGCCUUUGUUGAAUCCGCAAGAGGGCGGCUGGAAAUGUAGGGUGAAGGAGACCGCCGCGCAGGCUUGAGCAGGCGAUUCCAUCCCCACUCUUUUUAUGCCACCCUUCUUCUUUCGGUAAUUGCCUUUGGUCCGAGGGCUUUUUGUAUUACAAUUCAUACGAGACUACUUCUUCACUGAGCAAGGGGAGCAGAGGGUCCCGGACAUUGGAAGGGCCCGGACUGCCCCAUCACCUGCACAAUAUGCACCAAUAAAUGCGAGUCGGAGCCCGCCCAAAAACCAACAGAACAGCAAAAAAAAACUUGGCCGGCGGUAACGCAGUGGGUGCCCCUAUAUAUGCUGGCCGUCUUAAAGCGUAGUGUAACGGAAACCUUGGCUCGAAACCAUGGCUCGAAGCACGGCUCGAAA
Molecule: messenger RNA, 2250 nt
Organism: Metschnikowia bicuspidata var. bicuspidata NRRL YB-4993
Lineage: Eukaryota; Fungi; Ascomycota; Pichiomycetes; Serinales; Metschnikowiaceae
Gene: GDA1
Product: guanosine diphosphatase
Exons: 1
Coding region: 206-1912 (568 amino acids)
Biological process (GO): nucleoside diphosphate catabolic process; protein N-linked glycosylation
Cellular component (GO): Golgi apparatus; membrane
Molecular function (GO): UDP phosphatase activity; GDP phosphatase activity
Source: RefSeq, a predicted model, not a curated record